Messenger RNA from Ahaetulla prasina, 8394 nucleotides. It is a transcript of the gene WTIP, whose product is annotated as WT1 interacting protein. Gene Ontology annotation, molecular function: transcription corepressor activity. The transcript is spliced from 8 exons. Bases 140 to 1594 code for a protein of 484 amino acids. Gene Ontology annotation, biological process: positive regulation of miRNA-mediated gene silencing; negative regulation of hippo signaling; regulation of DNA-templated transcription. Gene Ontology annotation, cellular component: P-body; nucleus; transcription regulator complex. Lineage: Eukaryota; Metazoa; Chordata; Lepidosauria; Squamata; Colubridae. The record is from RefSeq and is a predicted model, not a curated record.
GGCCGGGCGCGAGGCGGACCUUCCCGCGGCGCCUCCCCUGCGCGUGGCCGGCCAGGGCCGGGAUGCCUGGCGGCGGCUCCUGGCGGCGGGACGCGGGGCGGGCGCGGCGCUGAGCGGCCGGCGGGAGCGCGUGGAGCCCAUGGCGGAGCCGGCGCUGCCCCAGGAGGGCGUCGGGCGGCGCCGGCGUCGGGAGCAGCCGCUGAACGGGCCCCCGCCGCCCUACCCGUCGGGGGAGCGGGCCCCGGCCGGCGAGGAGGCCCCGCGCUCCGAGGUGGCGCUGCCCUGCUACAAGCGCUACUCGGCCGAGGGCUUCCCGCGCGGCAAGGCGGCCGGCGGGGCCAGUCCGCGGGCCUCGACGUGCUGCGGCGGCGGCGGCGGCGGGUCCCUGGCCAGCCCGCGCCCCAGCCUCUCGGCCGCCGAGGCUCCGCUCAGCCCGCGCUCCAGCUACGCCAGCACGGCCAGCGACGCCAGCAAGCCCUCCAGCCCGCGCGCCAGCCUGGCCGGCUCCUCCGACGGCAGCAAGCCCAGCAGCGCCCGCACCAGCGGCAUCAGCCUGGGCUACGACCAGCGCCACGCCAGCCCGCGCUCCUCGGCCGAGCUGGAGGCCGCCGCCGCCGCCGCCGCCACUGCCGGCCGGUCCCUGGCGCCGUCGGGCUCGGCCGCCGCCGCCGCCUCCUCCCUGGCCAGCCCGCGCUCCAGCCUCUCCAGCCACAGCUCGCGCAGCUCCCGCGGCUCGAUGGGCGCCUACCCGGAGCUGCCGGCGCCCUCGCCGCGGGCCUCGCUGCUGCCCGAGGAGGGGCCCCCGCCGGCCGACGCCGAGCCCGCCAAGCUGCGGCUGCCCUGCCAGGUGACGCCGGCCCGGGAGAGCGGCCCCAGCCAGGUGGAGCGGCGGCUGGAGGCGCUGACGCUGGAGCUGGAGAAGGAGCUGGAGCUGCACGUGCGGAAGGAGUACUUCGGUAUUUGUAUCAAGUGUGGAAAGGGGGUAUAUGGGGCCAGCCAAGCUUGCCAGGCCAUGGGGAACCUUUACCAUACCAACUGCUUUACAUGCUGCUCUUGUGGGAGAAGAUUACGGGGGAAAGCCUUCUACAAUGUUAAUGGAAAGGUCUACUGUGAAGAAGACUUCCUAUAUUCGGGGUUCCAGCAGACAGCAGACAAGUGCUUCAUUUGUGGCCAUCUCAUCAUGGAAAUGAUUUUGCAAGCUCUCGGGAAGUCCUACCAUCCUGGCUGUUUCCGCUGUGUGGUGUGCAAUGAAUGUCUGGAUGGCAUACCCUUCACUGUAGAUAUGGAGAACAAUAUUUACUGUGUCAAAGACUAUCACACGGUUUUUGCACCCAAGUGUGCUUCCUGCAACCAGCCUAUUUUGCCAGUCCAGGGUUCCGAGGAGACUAUCCGGGUGGUUUCAAUGGACAGGGAUUACCAUGUGGAGUGUUACCACUGCGAGGAUUGUGGGCUCCAGCUGAAUGACGAGGAGGGCCGCCGAUGCUAUCCACUGGAGAGACACCUGCUCUGCCACACCUGUCACACCAGGCGCUUGAGCGCUAAAAUGUCGGCCCACUCGCCCUCUGGGUACCCCAUGCGUAUCACGGAGCUCUGAGGCUUCCGCUUCCCAUCUACUCAAGGCCAGGAGGAAGACCCCUGCUGGGAAGAGGGCUCAACAAGGGACUCUCUAGAAAGACAAAGCAGCCACCAUUAUUUAUUGCCUGUAAGAUUGGAAUGGCAGGGGCACCUCUUGGGUAUAAUUUGCCUAAGGGAUCCUUUCCAUGAGGCUGGUACUUGAAAAGCCGUGCACCCAUGGGUCGGUUGGGAAAAGGGCACAUUGUCAGAGCUGUUGGCCUGGCUACCCAUUAAUACUGGCUUAUUGCCAUUUUUAUGGUUGAUUGUUUGAGCUCCCAGAAGAAACAUUAGCUUUCCAACAGGAAAGAGACCAAAAGACUUUUCGCCAUGUUUUAGGCCUCCUUGCACCCUGACCUUGUGGCUCUUACAGUCUGAGAGGCACAGUGGUGGUUGCAUGCAUCAAAAGAGCGAUGGCCAAAUUGAAUGUGAUUUUUAAAAGGAACCACUUUGUAGGGGAUACCUGUGGGCAUUCCAGCUUGGCCUUUUGUUGGGUUUUGUUGAGCACACAAGAGACUCUGUGCUGGAAGCCCAUGCAUGAAAGGACAGAGAGCAUUCCUAUUUCAGGCUGUGUCAGGCAUGGUUCUCAGGUGCUUGGAAAGGUUUGGUGUUUCCAGGUGAGGCAGAAGACACAGCUAAGAGGAGAGCUGCGGGCCCUCUGGGAAGACCGGUUACCUCAGAGCUUUCUGGGAUCCGACAGGCAGCAACUGUCUGCAGAGCAGCCUUGCUGAACGCAGGGCUGCCGAUGGGGAAAACGGGAAAAAGCUGCUCCGUUCCCAAUCCACAGUUUUUUUCUUAGCGCUCUUCCGCAGCAGAGAUGUGAAUGUGUCAGAAUGGGAAACAUUUAUAUACAAGUGGUAUGAGCUUAUUCAUUAAAUUUAAUUCAGAUUUGAAUUCAGCCAAAUCGAGUUUCUGUCCCAUCCAUUUCUUUGCACCUGCCACCACUUAUUUUUGAAGGGAAUCUUCCCAGCAUCCCGAAGUUCAGAGGCAGCCUGGAGCCCGGAAAUGAUUCUGCUCAAACAACAGCAGAACCUGCCAGGGCCCAGGUGCACUGGGGCUCCCUGCAGAAGCCCUGCACAGUACAAGGAAAGCGGAUUCUUGCGCUGGAUCCACCAGGUGACCACAGGCAAAGAAACGGGGUCUCUUGUCAAGAAGGAUCUUCCGUGCAUUUCAAACUUCACUUGGCUCUUCUCAAAGUCACUCUUUUGAAACGGACUUCGGUUAAUAACUUCAGCUUGGAGUUUCUGCAGGAAGGACCAACAGACGAAGAUGCCGAUUUCAGCUGCGUGUUGAUGGCCAUUGUCUUGACUCCUCCUCACCUGAAGAGCUCCUGACUCUUGCAAAUGUACAACAUUCCCUUUCUUUCGGUUUAAGGGAUGGCAGCUCUGUGCUAUGACUUGCAAACAUACUUCUUCUAGAGGUAUUUUUAAAACAGUUGCUUCCCUCUUUUUGUUUUUUACAACUUGGUUAUAACCCAGCUUUAAAGGCCAAGUUAAUUAUACUUGAAUCCACAGCACUUGCAUGAUAAUUCCCAUGGCCUCUUGACCAUACAAAACGUUUUUAGGUAGGUCACAAAACAGUUUUUAAAAGUCUCAGGAAACAAUAGUCUUUUUUCUAGGUGUUUGGAUGUAAAGAAAUUGGCUCAGAUGUAUAGCAGGGAAAUACCUAAUUUGGAACAUAGAGGAUUUUUUUUUAUUAGCAAAAAUUAAAACAUAUAAGACAUAAUGUGUUAAGUGUUAGCAGUCUUACACUUCUAUUUUGGCUAGACUUUUAAAGCACAUUUCCAACUCUGGGAAAAUCUGUGUUCCAUAUGGAAAAUGUUUACUUUUUCUAUUAAAAAAAUAAGCUACAUUUUGAUUAUUUGAGACAAGGUGGUGCCAUUAAUGUAAUUAAAACUGACCACAUCAGUUUACGUUUCAGGUUCAGCCAUGUUGUAUUAAUUCCUUGCAUACAUUGACCCUGAAACCGUUUCAACUCGCUCCUUCUGAUAAAACCACCUGGAUCAGCCCUUUGGAGACUGGAAGCUGUUGGUGCUCCAGCAACUUCAGGGAAAGUCCACUUUGGGAACCAGAUGGAAAAACAUGGCUAAAUCUGUUUGAAAAGUACAAAAACGGCCCUCGUGGAAGAGCAGCCAGGCUGACUUCCCCCAGACUAUCCGGACAGUCCUGUCGGCUGCAGCAGGAGCCUUUCCCAAGGCUGAAGGGCUGGGAAGAGGGAAGAAUCAGGUGAGUCAGAGCAAAAGGAAUGUAAGCAGUUCCUUCCAAACGGGGCGCUUUGAAAGGAGGCCCCCUCCCCAUCUCAUCAGAUCAACCCUUUUAAGGCUGCUCCUGAUGGUUCCGUUGGCCUUUUCAGGUUUUGAAGUUUCCAGAAAGUCAUUGUGAUUCCUUUGAUGUUACUGCAAAGGUUCCACUCUUUCCUCUUGCGGAUGGAUUUCUGGAGCUUUCUGGAAAGUACAUCUCCUUCCUCUGCUGUUAUGGAAUCUUGAUUAUUUUAGUGUCAAACUUGUCCAUUCCUGCUACUGCCUUAAUCUUCUGCAAAUACCAUAACAGCUAAAAUAUGUACACAGGCUAUUAUUUUUCAAACAUACCCAGCUAUUUCAUUUGUUUAAAAUAUUUCAGGGGAUUACCUUUUAGAUACUUAAAAUAGAUUUGUCAACCUGGUGAUUUCCUUCGUAAACUAUUUUGCUGUUUUAAUUUUUGUUUUUCCUCCAUUGCUGAACUAUGGUCACAGCUGAAGAGUUCUCUUUUUUUCAAUGCCUUUUUUUCAUUUUAAAAAUAUGGCCUUUAAGGAGAAAGCAGCUAGAAAGUGUCACACAGCAAAAAAAAAAGGAAAAAAAAGAUUCUGCAAAAAAUGUGAAACAUGCUACCUCCCAUCAAUAGUGGCUGAACUGUGGACCCCAGGGCCCCCUCGAGGGCUGGGCUGGCCCUACCCCACAGCAGCCUGGCUGCUUUGCCCACUGGCCUCUUGCUGAAAGCAUGGGGUGGGGGCGGGAUGGCACUUCCCCACCAGUCCUGCCAAGGGAAGCGGCCUGCCAGCCUUUCUCCUUGGCAGGAAUUUCUCCACCUGGUGCCCAAGGACACGGGGUGCUGCACCAAGAGACGCCAGAUGGUGGAAGCUGCAGACAAACACUGGGAGUUCAGUGCCACCUCUACAUUUACUUCAGAGAGUUUGGCUCCACAGGGAUGAAGGGCUUUUAACAUUUGUGCCAAAACAUUAUUUAUGGGAGAGCUUCCUUUCUUUUUCUUUCCAUUGAUUCGCAUGCGAGAUCGAUGCACUUAAUGAAAACAAAGUAAAUAUUUGGAAGACAUCCUUCCCCAUAACCUAAGACUCCAAAGGAGAGGAAGAGAUUUAAGGAUGGGGAAAUAUUUGUUUCAGAACGGGUGGCUGUCUUAUAAUUUUGAAAUUAAAAAAUUGAUGGGAGAGUUCCAUUGAGUUAAACCAAAACUACAGAAGAUAAAUCUUUUCUUCGCCCCCAUUAAACUCUUGUGAUUCAACUAAUGCCAUAACCAGAGUAUAUGAUUUGACUUAAAUUAAGUUUGUUUCUUGAGAAAUAUUUGCAUUUUCUUUAAAAGAAUAUAGGUUUCAUUUCCAAGAACUUGGACCAAUGUUAAUUUUUCUUUUGUAGGAAAUUAAAAAAUGGCCAAUUUGUAUAUUAUGUGUCUAGUUUACAUCUGCAAACAUAUUAGUUUAACCGUGUUUGUAUAUAUCUUUCUAAAAUGUCAGACUUUUAGUUCAUAAACUUGUCAGAGUUUUUGUGUUACCACAUGGUUUCUAUGAUUGUUGAAGACUAAAAGUUGGGAAAUAUAGAUUUAUUUAUCUAAAAAAACUACUUACUAUUCUCCUAAGUUAUUUUAAUAUUAAAAGUCAGAAUUUCAUUUAACCUUAGAUGUUAUAAUCUGCUUUUUUUCAAUAAAGUCAUUUUGUAGUUACCUCUUGAUUUUAUACUGUAUUACAUAGAAAAAAAAUUGACAUAAGAACAACUUACCUGUUACAUGACGCCAUACUAACCUUCUUAGACUUAUUUUCUGUCACUGGGAAUUAGUUGGGUAGCCAUAUAAAAUUUCCUAAUAAAUAUUCUAUGUUUCUUUGAAUAAUCCUACAUAUUUGUUUAUAGUCAUUUUAGCCCAGAAACUCCAAGCAAUUCUAGAAAAGUAAACGAGAGGGGGAAGGAUCGCCCAUCCAUUACAAACUUCAGGCAGCUGCGCCAUGGGGAGAUUGCAAGGCAUUUUGCAAAUCUCAAUUGGAUGUGAUAGUGGAGGCUGAAGAGAGAGAAAACUUCUGGGGGAGAUAUUUAAGAUACAAAAUUAAUUCCACUCCUUUCUGAAUAAAUUAUUUAGCACUAAUAACUUGUGUUAAAGCAGUUUAGUUCUUAUGUCAUCAUAUAUGUUACAGCAGAGUUCCCCAAACUUUCUGGCUUUGUGGACUGGUAUGGGGGAGGGGAUGGUUCCACACGAGUGGUGAGCAAAGUGUGCGCACUCAAAAUGCACAAGUGGGCGCACGCACUGCUGCUUAUGCAAAUGGAGCACAUUCUCACGCCAGUGGGGAUGUGCACAUGCGCACUCACCUGCCACUUCCGUGGCCUGGCUCUGAACGGCUCGAGGCCCAGUAGUGGUUCACAGCCCAGGGGUUGGGGACCCCUGUGUUACAGUCUCUUCUUAAAAACCUCUAAUGAUGAAGCACCACAACUUCUGGUGGCAAGCUGUUCCACUAGUUAAUUGUCCUCAUUGUUAGGAAGUUUCUCCUUAAUUCCAGGUUGCUUCUCUCCUUGGUUAGUUUCCAUCCAUUGUUUCUUGUCCUGCCUUCUGGUGCUUAGAAUGUUUUAGACUAGAAGAGAGCUGGAAGGGACCUUGGAGGUCUUCUAGUCCAACCCCUACUCAAGCAGGAGAACCUAUACCAUUUCAGACAAGUGGCUAUCCAGACUCUUAAAUACCUCCAGUGAUGGAGCACUCACAACAUCUGGAGGCAACUUCUGUUCCAGGAUUGCUUAGAGGUCUGCAAAACAGACAGGUACUUCCGGAGAACUGUUGUUCUUGCCAUUUGUGACAAGAUUAUCUGGCUUUAGUUUUUAUGAUUACUCUUGUCUGGAGGCAGGUUGUUUUCAGCGUCUGUCUGUUUAAUACGUUGCCCAUCUCACAAGAAGUUACUCUGGGCAGCAUACAACAAAAAAUGUAAAACAAAAGCAAAUUAAAAAUGCAAAAAAGCAUAAAACACCUAAGAGAUUAGAUGAGCAACAGGGAGAUAGUCUAUCCCACAAGGCCUGAUGACGUAACCGAGGGGCUUCCCGAAAAUAACCCAGCCCUUUGCUAUUGAACCUGCAACUGAAAAACAUCUUUGGCUACAGCAGACCUCUCUCCCAUAUUGAAAAGAAAUAACUGGCAGGCCACCUGAAUGUCUUCUACUGUAGGUCUGACUCUGAUCUCUUCGUCUUCUACUGCUACCUAUCCCAUCUCACCAACAGUAGCUAAUUUUCCUACACUGAUCUCCAUCCCCCUGGGCCCUCCACCUCUGAUGGUCUUAGAAAAAGAUGUGUGAGGUCUAUUUCAUAGACUAAAAGAUGAAAAGCACUAGGCCCAGACAGAACAACUCUUGCCUGCUUGAAGGUCUGUGCUGAACAAUUGGCCCCGGUCUUCACACAGUUUUUAAAAAUAAUUACUGGAGACGUGUUACAUCCCUUCUUGCUUCAAGCACUCUACUAAUCAUCUCAUUAAAAAUCCUCCCUCAGGGAGCUGAAUGAUUACAGGCCAAUUGUUCUGACAACUGUGGCUAGGAAAACCUUUGAGAGGUUGGUGCUGGCCCACCUGGAUUUGCUAUUCAGACCCCUCGCAGUUUGCCUUCCAAGCGAACAGUUCGGCAAAUGAUGCUGUCAAUUUGACUUGGCACUACAUCUUGAAUCCCUGACAAUCUAUGCACAAGUCCUUUUUCUGGACUCCACCUCCGUAGUCAGUACCAUCAUUCCAGAAAUUCUUCACUCUAAACCAGGGGUCUCCAACCUUGGCAACUUUAAGACUUGUGGACUGCAACUCCAGUUGCCAAGGUUGGAGACCCCUGCUCUAAACUGAUUCAACUCACAGUGCCUGUUCAGACAGCAACCAAAAAAAGAUAGAGACUCCCAACAGAUAGGACUGCAAAAAAAAAUAAAUUGCAACCACCCCGCUUUCCUAAGGACGAUACGUUGUGCAGGUCAGAAAGGGAGCUGAGAAGGUAUCUGCAUUCCCCUCACACAUGAACUGUUUCAACUCCUUCCCUUGGGAUGGCGCUACAGGGGCACUGCAGGCCAAACCACUAGACACAGGGACAGCUUUCUUCCCUUGUACCAUCUCUCUGCUAAACACCUAAUUCUUACAGUGACGUCUAAUGUCUGUAUAUAUGUACUCAUCUAGUCUGGCUGUAGUAGUAUUCUUUAUCCUUAUCUUCUUUAGUCUCCCCUUUUACAGGGUGGUGAUGAGGAUCCUGUUGCUUUGUAUGUACACUGAGUGCUUCUGUACUGGAGAUAAGAUUCCUUGUGUCAUAUCCACCAGCUUUGGCUUGGCACCUUGCUGGCAUUCUGCCAUCAAGAAAGGGAGGAACAAAUGGGCAAGAAAGCUGUAUACUUUGAUGAUGGGAAAUUGGGACGGGGGAAUUGACAGCUGAGAAAGAACAGCACACUUUGGAAUCCAGUUCGUGCUGGCGUUGGGGCUGACAUCUUCAAGGCCGUUUACCCUGAGAGUGGAAUUUCACUAGCACAAAUACCUCGGUGUUUCCCAAAACAUCUUGGUGGUGCCAGAUUGGCUACACACGGACAGA